This is a messenger RNA of Pundamilia nyererei, 2204 nucleotides long. It is a transcript of the gene rasef, whose product is annotated as RAS and EF-hand domain containing. The transcript has 16 exons. Gene Ontology annotation, molecular function: calcium ion binding; GTPase activity; GTP binding. The record is from RefSeq and is a predicted model, not a curated record. The coding region runs from base 114 to 2084 and encodes 656 amino acids. NCBI's taxonomy places the organism in Eukaryota, Metazoa, Chordata, Actinopteri, Cichliformes, Cichlidae.
GUUCCUGUAAGGUUUCAAGGUUUCGUCGUCUUGGUGGUAAUUGUAAUUUACCGAAACGCCUUCUUUUUUUCUUUUUUUUUUACCCCAGCCAGCCACAGCCCCCUAUCAAGGGAAUGAGCGCAGAGGAACAGGACCGGCUGCGGUCCCUCUUUCACACCUACGAUGUGGACAACUCCGGGCAGAUCGAACGAAACGAGUUUCUCACAAUCUGCGCAGAGCUACAGGUGUCAGCAGCCGAGGCUGACCGAAUAUUUGACCAGCUGGACGUCGACAAGGACGGCACUGUCACCCUGCAAGAGUUCAUCAGCGGAUUUCACGACCGCUACGAGGCGGACAUGGAGUCAGAAGGAGGCGACCCGUCUGCUGCUUGGGAAGACUUUGAGAGCAGACUGAACGAGCAGGCCAAGUUCAUCCCCAGGCGUGAGCAAGCAGCAACACUGUAUCAGAACAUCAGUCUGACUGAGCCCAGACUGAUUCCUCAGUUUGAGAAAGUCAUCCUCAACUUCACCAAAGAGAUCAAACAGCAGAACUCAGAGAUGGAGAACUUGGCACUUGCCAUCAAACGAGCGCAGGACCAAGCAUCAAUGCAGCUCAGUGAAAUGGAGGAAGAAAUGGACCAACGCAUUCAAGCUACCGAGAGAAAAACACGUGAGCAGGAGAAGAAGCGAGCAGAGGCUUCGCUGAGUGAAUUACGAAGAAGUUAUGAAACUGAAGUGUGUGAGCUGCAGUGUAAGAUCCAGAGGAUGCAGAUGAUAGAGGAGAAGUACAAGAACAUCACAGUGAAAGACGAGAGCCCGGCCUUGAAGAAGAAGAUCAAUGAGCUAACACUGGAGAACCAGCGGUUAAAGCAGGAGCUGCUGAGGUCUCAGACCAAAGUCGCCUGCCUGCAGAGUGAGAUGGACUCGCUGAAGACCGAGCUAACCGAUCAAAGCAUCAACUCCGAGCGAGACGAGGAGCUCAUGAAACACUUCUCUGAUGAACGAGACAUCCUGGAGAAUCAGAUUGAGAUUCUACAGCUUCGCAGGUACUCCCAGCGCAUGGACGAGUACCCUCUGUUCAGCCGCCGGCCCAGCGGUGACACCCUUGCCCUGGCCAUGUGUGACCCUGGCCUGAGGCGCAGGCACAGCAGCGAGUGUGAGGAGGACAGCCUGCCUGAGAUCUACGUGGACAGUGGCCUGUCGACGCUCAGAGGCUCACAUGGAGGCUAUGACUCAGAGCAUGAGGUCAAAGGUCAAGAAGAAGAGGACAAGAAUCACAGUCCGGAGAAGAAAAAGGAGGACGACGAUAACAACGACAGUGUAAUCGGAGAACUCUCUGACACUGAGCCAGCAGAGACACAGGAUGGGGAAUCAGCAUUUGGAUCAGACAGCAGCUCAGUUUUGGACUGGAAGCCAUCUGAACCACCAGCUCCAACAACGAGAAAGGCCCUCAGUGCCAUCAAUGUUCAGAAGGAGGACAAGGACAGCACUGACCUGGGCUACAUGACGUCCGAGAAGGCUUACAGGAUCGUGUUAGCUGGGGACGCUGCUGUGGGGAAAUCCAGCUUCCUGCUUCGCCUCUGCAAGAAUGAAUUCAAAAUGAACUCUAGUGCAACUCUGGGAGUGGAUUUCCAGAUGAAAACACUAAUCGUGGACGGAGAGCCCGUGCUGCUUCAGCUCUGGGAUACGGCGGGGCAGGAGAGGUUUCGCAGUAUUGCGAAGUCUUACUUCCGCCGGGCAGACGGUGUUUUGUUGCUGUACGACGUCACCUGCGAGAAGAGCUUCCUCAAUAUUAGAGAGUGGGUGGAUAUGAUUGAGGAUGUGUCCCACGAGAACAUUCCCAUCAUGCUUGUGGGUAAUAAGUCUGAUCUUAGACAAGAUGGAAUUGGCUGCGUUCCUGCCAGCUACGGGGAGAAACUUGCCAUGACAUACAACACUCUGUUCUGUGAAACUAGCGCCAAAGAUGGAUCCAACAUCCUGGAGGCCGUGCUGCACCUGGCCAGACAGGUAACAAAGUUCGCCAACUAUGAAGAAAAAAGCAGUCGUCAGUCGCUGCCGAUUUUAGACGCUCCCAGAAAUCAGCCAAAAUUCUCCUGCUGCACCUGAUCAAACUCGUCCACACUGGACUUAAUGUGGACUGUGCACAUGCGAAAAGACACGAAAAGCAGAGCAGGAACAAAUGAUCAAUGUGAAUAACCGCAGCUGGAUUAAGAGGGUGAAGUAAAG